Chinchilla lanigera (long-tailed chinchilla) is the source of this 3357-nucleotide messenger RNA. RefSeq names its product zinc finger protein 146 (gene Znf146). The transcript has 4 exons. The record is from RefSeq and is a predicted model, not a curated record. Lineage: Eukaryota; Metazoa; Chordata; Mammalia; Rodentia; Chinchillidae. Gene Ontology annotation, molecular function: DNA-binding transcription factor activity, RNA polymerase II-specific; RNA polymerase II cis-regulatory region sequence-specific DNA binding. The coding region runs from base 1127 to 2005 and encodes 292 amino acids. Gene Ontology annotation, biological process: regulation of transcription by RNA polymerase II.
CCUUCAUAGUGCGCAGGCGCAGCGCGCCGAGUGGACAUUUUGGUCUUUGUCCGCGGGUCGGUACGGCCUCUCGGUACACGUGGCGCGAAAGUAGGAGGAGUAUCUCUAAAGUAGAUUUCUCCAAGUGGAAUUGCCCAGUGGGGCCACUUCCUUGUGCAUCUCUGGAAAGUACACCUUUCUCAUCCUUCAGCCCAGGGGCCCCAGAGGGCUCAUCCUGAAUUCUAGAAUGGUACUUUGGUCACAGCAAUAACAGUUUAGUGCUGUGUCAUUUUCCCCAGUAGCAGGUUUUAAAGAGACCAAAAUGGAUAAAGUCUUCCAUUGAAGAGGACAAACUCGAUGGUGGAGAAAGAAAUGGAAAGAGUCUGUCUAGAAUAAUCCUGAGAAGAUAAUGAACAGAUAAAGAGACAUCAAGACUUGGGAGGCAAGUUGCGUCCUUCUCUAAUAAACACUGACGGGAAAAAACUGACUAUAACAAAAUUAGAAAAAUCCUUCCUUUUCUCCCAGACCUUAUUUCUCUUAAGGCAAUACCUUUUUGAAAUUUUAAUUUGGAAAGAUAAUUUAGGCUUAAUCAUGAGGAAAGCUGUGUAGAAAAGAAUCAGCAAUUUUAAUAAUUUGGAAGUCCUCUAGCAGAGUUUACUCUUUGUGAUAAUAGCCGCUUGUGAGUCAGUGUGAAAAUCCCUUUGUACCCUGUCUGAUAGCCGAGCAUUCCUCACUGGAGAGAAAUCCUAUGAAUGUACUGAACGUGGGUAAGCAUUUAUUCACAUGUCUCAUUGAACUGAGAAGUCAUGCUGAAGAGACACCCUGUGCUUCUAAGGAAUAUUGAAAAGCCAUUAGCUAGAUGACAUCUCAUUGAGCAAGAGAAAUUCAUGCUGGAGAAAAACCAGUGAAUAUAGCAUACUGUCACUGAAUAUUAGAAUUUUGUACUGGAGAGAAACUUUGAGUGUGCUACGUGUGAUAAAGUUAUCUCUCAGACUUUAUCCCUCAUUCUGCAUUUCAGAGGUCAUACACAGAAAAGCUUUAUAAAUGUAAGAAAUGUGGAAAUAUCUUCAGUCAAAAGUAAAUCCUCAUUCAUCAAAAAAUUCAUACUGGAGAGAUAUCUUGUGAAUGUGGGAAAGCUUCCAUUCCGAUGUCACACCUCAGUCAGCAGAGAAAUUGUAGUGGGGAAAACCCCUUUGCUUGUAAGGUAUGUGGGAAAAUUUUCAGCCACAAAUCCAAUCUCACUGAGCAUGAGCAUUUUCAUACUAGAGAGAAACCUUUUGAAUGUAAUGAAUGUGGGAAAGCCUUUAGCCAAAAGCAGUAUGUCAUUAAACAUCAGAAUACCCAUACUGGAGAGAAGCUUUUUGAAUGUAAUGAUUGUGGAAAGUCUUUCAGCCAGAAGGAGAACCUCCUUACCCAUCAGAAAAUUCACACUGGAGAGAAACCUUUUGAGUGCAAAGAUUGUGGGAAAGCUUUCAUUCAGAAGUCAAACCUCAUCAGACACCAGAGAACUCACACUGGAGAGAAGCCCUUCAUAUGUAAACAGUGUGGGAAAACGUUUAGUGGCAAAUCAAAUCUUACUGAGCAUGAGAAAAUUCAUAUUGGAGAAAAACCCUUUAAAUGUAAUGAAUGUGGAACAGCUUUUGGCCAGAAGAAGUACCUCAUAAAGCAUCAAAACAUUCACACUGGAGAGAAACCCUAUGAAUGUAAUGAAUGUGGAAAAGCCUUCUCUCAGCGAACAUCACUUAUUGUACACGUGAGAAUUCAUUCAGGUGAUAAACCUUACGAAUGCAAUGUAUGUGGAAAAGCCUUCUCUCAGAGUUCUUCUCUCACUGUGCAUGUGAGAAGCCAUACAGGUGAGAAGCCCUACGGUUGCAAUGAAUGUGGGAAAGCUUUCUCACAGUUCUCAACCCUAGCCCUGCAUUUGAGAAUACACACAGGUAAGAAGCCUUAUCAAUGUAGUGAAUGUGGAAAAGCUUUCAGCCAGAAGUCACAUCAUAUUAGACACCAGAAAAUUCAUACUCACUAAGACCUGUAAAUAGCUUCAAAAUGGGAAACAUGCACCAGGCAUUUGUGUCUCCCAGUUCAUCAGAAAUACUUUGAAGCAAAGCAUCCCAAGUGAGGCAAACUUUAACAAAUGCUAAAACUUUAGAGGACACCAACAGUGUAUACUGAAGAAAAAGACAUUCGUAUGAUGAAAAGACUGCCCAAAUAAAAAACUGUCAGAAGUAACACUGACUUUAUAUGCAUUUCUCUAAAAUUGAGAACAGAAAAUAGAGGCCUCUUACUACACUCAGCAUAAAUCUGGAGAUAUUCACCUGGAUUAAAAAAAAAAAGUUACAAGUAUUACAACGGAAGACACAAACACACAUCAUCUACAAAUAAUAAGCCUUUGUGUUAGUGAUUCAGCAGAGCAGAAGCAAUUCCAGAAGGACCUAUGCAUUCAUAUGAAUUUGGAAUAUGAAAGAGAUAGCAUUAGGAGAUGAAUUAUUUGGAGGUAAUUUGUUCUCCAAGGGUAGAGAAUGGACCGUGGAUUACACAGAAGAGUAAAACUCACAUUAACUGAAGACAGUUAUUAAAAGCCAGUGUACUAAAAAUGUUUAUGAUCUUGGGAAUAGGAAAGCAUUCCUUGUAACAAAUUGAAAAAUACAUAACUAGUUUUACUACGUUUAUGCUCAGGAAAUACCAGGAAUUUCUCUGUGGCUCAAUGUGUAGUAGCCAGCUAUUGGGAACAAUUCAAAUAUCCAUCUAGAAUAAAAAGGAAAAUUCUUAUGUAAUAAUACACAUCUAUUAAAGUGCAACAGAGGAGAGCCACAUGUUCAUGGAAGUACCUAAAAUGUUGAGGGGAAGAAAGUUGGAGAAAGAUGAUUAUAGUACAAUGACUUUGUAAAUUUGAAUUAUAAACAUUUCCUUGAUGAAGUUCAACACUUUAUAUUGCUAAUGGCUUCACAUACAUAUGUAAAUGUUUUUGAAAUCAAUUGGAAGGAUACAGACCAGACUUGAGGGUGGCCUGUGAAGAGUGGAGAAGGGAUGGGAGUGAGUAUGGGAGGAGGGGGAGGGGAGGGGCUUCAUCUUUUUAUAUAAAUAUCCAUUUCUCUGCAAGUAAAUAUAUGAAGAUACUCACUAAUUCUGCAUUGUGGUAUAUGGAUAUCUUGUCUUAUUUUUUGUACUUUUCUGUAUUUUUAAAAUUUCACAAAAUUAAAAGAAUAGGGUGAUAAAAUUCUGUACCUGUAGAAGUCACAUUAUAAUGAAUUGCUUCCCAAUCAAAUACUCAACUUUUUAUAGAAAUUAUUUCUAAAAAUUUUAUCAACAAUGCGUGGAUGGACUUACUCUAUGUAAUAUGAAAUUAUCUAUUUUAUUAAAAUUUAAAAUGACAUCAUA